Paramecium tetraurelia is the source of this 4098-nucleotide messenger RNA. RefSeq lists its product as uncharacterized. The transcript is spliced from 3 exons. The record is from RefSeq and is a predicted model, not a curated record. NCBI's taxonomy places the organism in Eukaryota, Ciliophora, Oligohymenophorea, Peniculida, Parameciidae.
AUGGCUUCAAAUUCAAUAACAUCUCAUUCUGAAUGUCAAACUUAUUAUUCAAGUUGUACAUUAAGCAACACUGGAAAAGGAUGUGUAACAAUACCUCUAAAAUGUGAAGCAAUUACAAUAGAAGCUGCUUGCAAAAUAAAAGCUAAUAAAUAAUCUUGUGGUUGGACAGGAUCUUAAUGUAUUGAUAAAGCCUGCAAUACUGCUCCCAAAACUAUUUCGACAACUUCAGACUGUCAAGCUUAUUUAUCUUCUUGUGUGGCUAAUAAUCCAAUAACAAUAAAUGGAACCUCAACUAUUUAAGGAUGCUAAGAUUUACCUAAAACUUGCGAUUCUAGAAAAUCAUCUGAAAAUUGUAAUAUUACAAGAGCAACAUUUCCAACCUGUUUUUGGGAUUCUUUAUAAAACAAAUGCGUUGAAAAAUCUUGUACAACCGCAAAUUUAUCAGGUUCACCAGGAGCACUUUCAAUUGGAAAAUUCACAUUUGAUAAUUGUUAAAGUUACUUGAGUAUAUGCAUUACAAAUAAUGCUCAAGAUAGCUGUACUUAAACAUCAUAUCCUUGCAUUUCAAAUAAUAGUUAAGAUGGAUGUAUGAUUAAGCCCACAAGUUGUUCAUAGUUAGUUCAUUCAAAUUGUAAAGAUAGAUCUAAAUCUAAUGGUGAUUGUUAUUGGAAUGGAUCUAAUUGUGUCGAAAAGAUAUGUACAAAUAUAAUAUUAACAACACAUAACGAUUGUUAUAACAUAUUCAAUCAAUUACAGCAUGCUUACCCCUUAGCCACUACUUGUACAUCAUAUAAAAUCUAAGAGAAUUGCAAAAUUACAUCUGCAUAAAAGAAUUGUUAUUGGACAGGAACAGUUUGUAGAAAUGCGAUUUGUGAUGACACUCCAGAUUCUGAUCUAUUUGAUUCAGAUGAAGAAUGUCUUAAAUAUCAAACUCAGAAUGAAACAUGUACAAUAAUUGCAAAAGUGGGAGGUUAAGGGUGUGUUUAAAAAUAGCCAGUUUGUUCUAAUUAUAAAACUUCUAGUUAAUGUCAUAAGACUAUAUCAAAUUUAAAUGUUUAAGAUGAUUGUAAAUGGAUUAAUGGAAUAUGCUAUUCAUUGUCAACUUUUGCAACAGGAGCUUGUUCUACAUUUAAAGGAACACAAGAAAUGUGCAAAGCUUAUAGAUAGGGAUGCACCAAUGUAGCUAAUGCUAGUACUUCAACUGCAUGUACAUUAGAUUGCACUUUAAAAAUUGGAAGUGGAUUGACAUUCUAAGAUUGCUAAAAUGUAGACCCAACUUGUUCGGUUAAAAAGGAUGGUAGUGGUUGUAUUGUAAUUUAAUCUACAUGUACAGGAUAUGGUACAACAGAUGUAAAUUGUUAUAAAUCUAAUGCAACUGGAACACAAGCAAAUUGUGUCAUGAAUAAAGCCACACCACCAAGUUGUUAAUCAGUGAGUUCAGCGUCUGAUUGCGCACUUGUAAGUGGAUCAGGAAUAUAUCAUGCUAAAUGCUAAGCAUUUAAUAUUGCAUGUACAUCUUUAGGUGAUGGAAGUGGGUGUUAAGAAUUUAAAGCAAAUUGCACUUCUUAUACUGGUAAUACUGAUAAUUGCACAGUCUCUUAAUAAGGUAAAUGUUAUCUAAAUGGUUCUGAUUGUAUUCGUUUUUCUAAUUGUUUUUCAAUUACUGGAACAAACCUUACUCAUUAGAUAUGUAAUUCCUAUAACGCUGAUUGUACAGUAAAUAAAUAAAAAACAGUGUGUUAAGAUAGGAGAGCUACAUGUGAUUUAUACACAUCUCAAGAAUAAUGCACAGUAUCUGCAGCUGCCUUAAAAGCAAGUUAAUGUGUUUGGAGUGGAACAAAAUGUCUUGCUGUUACAGUAGUUGCUACUCAUUGUUCCUACAUAACUGGAACUUACUUGACAGAUUCAUUAUGCGCUACUUACAAUAAUAAUUGUACUGUAAAUUACGAAAAGACUGCUUGCUAGGAGAAGAAAGCUUAAUGUAGUUUAUAUUCAACUAAAAGUUCAUGUACUCUAUCAUAGGCGACUGGUACAGCAGGAAAAUGCAUAUGGAAUAAUGGAAGUUGUCGUAUAAUGAUAUCCCUUGUGACAAUUGCUGGAUCUAUUAAGGACUAUUAAAUGUCAAGUGCAAGAUGUGCAUAGUUUAAUCCGGCUUUUGCAGCCAAAAAAGAUGGGUCUGAAUGCUUUAUAAAACAAGGUUCAUGUAGUCUGUACACAGAAGACUAUUGUACAACAUCCUCAGCAUCAGGUACAGCAGCAAAUUGUAUUUGGGAUGGUUCACAUUGUUUAGCAUUUACAUCUGGUUCUCUUUGUAAACACAUUCAAGCAUUUGAAAUAAAUGAGAGCUAUUGCCCUUCAGUUAAUCCAUUGUGUACUACAAAAUUAACGAGAAACGGCUGUUAUGGAAAGAAGGCUAAUUGUUCAGAUUAUGAUGUUGAAGGUGAUUGCUAAUAAUCACUAGCUUCUGGUACAGCAGGGUUUUGUAUAUGGACAGGUUCAGUUUGCACUUAUGUGACAGACCCUGCCAAUCAAUGUGCUAAGAUACUAUCUGCUCUUCUUGCAACAGAUGAAUAAUGUGCUAGUUAUCAUGCUUCUUGUAUUCCUUUAAUGAAUGGAGCUGGAUGUCAAUAUAUUCAAUCAAAUUGUGCUUCAUACACAGAAGCAAAAAAUUGUUAUAAAUCAUUGAAUGACGGUUAUUGUGCUUGGAUAGAUAGCAAAUGUAUAUUUUUCACAAGUCCUAGUUAAUGUGCUUCAGUUUCUGGUUCUAGUUUGACUAGUAAUUAUUGCAAUGGAUUACACAAAGAAUGCUGGCCCGCUACAAGCAAGUAGACAUGUUAUUAGAUGAAAUCUACUUGUGCACAAUAUAAUAACGAAGGAUAAUAAUGCAUUAGAACUUUAACUAAUGGAAAUGCUGGACUCUGUGGUUGGAGCAAUACUGGUUAAUGCUAUUAGAUAACAUCUGCCAGUUAAUGCAAUACCUAGAAUGUGGGAAUUGUAAACCCCUCUUAUAUAACAACAGAUGCUUUUUGUGCUGUUUUUAAUGCUGGCUGCAUUGCAGAUGCUGAGAAAAGAGCUUGUUAAGAACUGCUAAUAAGUUGUUUACAAUACACAGAGAUGUCGAAAUAUGUAUUUGGAGCGAUACAAAAUGCACACCAGUAACAGAUCCUGCUACUUAUUGUACAAAGAUCAAGACCUAAUUAUGAGUAAUUUAGUGAUGCUACUUGUGUAUCUUUUCAUAGUGGUUGCACAGUCAAAGCAGAUUAAUCUGGCUGUCAAGAAAGAAAAGCAGUUUGCGCGAAUUAUACAACAGAAGACAGUUGCACAUAUUCAGCUGCUGCAUCUCCUUUCAAUGUAUGUCUUUUUCUCAAUUCUAAUUGUGUUGCUGCAAGAGAAUUAUUAACUGAGUGUGCAGCUAUUACUGCAUCUUCAGGUUUGAGUGAUUCCGAUUGCUCUGGGUAUAACUCUAUCUGCACAUCAAAUAAAGCUGGGACUGCUUGUUAAGAUAAAAAAGGAGCAUGUACAGAUUACCAAAAUCAGGAUACAUGUUCUGUUUCCUCAAGUUCAAAAUGCAUUUGGAAAACUAGUUGUAUUUCUGUUAGUGAUGCAACUACUGACUGUGUAUAUGUAGUUGGAACAAAUUUAACUCAUGAUAUUUGUGUCUCUUAUAACAAUGGAUGUACAGUAAAUAAAGCAGGAACCUCUUGUUAAGAAAUGAAAAACACUUGUGCAGAUUAUACAAAAAGCGAGAAUUGCACUAGGUCGCAAGAUUUUGGACCAUAAAGUAAUUGUGUCUGGCAUUCUACAUGCAUCUCUGUCACCAAUACUUCUACUGAUUGUGCUUAUGUAACUGGUACAAAUUUGACUGACGAUCUAUGUGCUUUAUAUAAUCCUGAUUGCACAGUUAACUACUCAGGAUCUGCUUGCUAAGAAAAGAAAUCAAAUUGUUCAGAAUAUACUUUGAAAGAAAAUUGCUCACCAGAUUGCGUAUGGGAUGGCAGCAUCAAUUUGCCUUUUUAUAUCAGAUCCUUCCACUUAAUGCAACUUAGUUAAUGGAAAGACAGGACUCAACCUUGCAACGUGCCAAUUAUAUAAUAGUGA